Molecule: messenger RNA, 1113 nt
Organism: Parathielavia appendiculata
Lineage: Eukaryota; Fungi; Ascomycota; Sordariomycetes; Sordariales; Chaetomiaceae
Product: acyl-CoA thioesterase-like protein
Exons: 2
Coding region: 1-1113 (370 amino acids)
Biological process (GO): fatty acid catabolic process; acyl-CoA metabolic process
Cellular component (GO): peroxisomal matrix
Molecular function (GO): fatty acyl-CoA hydrolase activity
Source: RefSeq, a predicted model, not a curated record
AUGGCUGACCGCCCGACGCUGCUGCGGCCGCCUCCCGAAGACCCCAAGAAAGCACCCAUCGAGACUGCCUUAGAUGUGACGGAGCUGGCCGUUCUGGGUCCUAACAUCUUCACCAAUACGCGCCAGCCAUGGCAUCCACCGGGAGCAAGGGGUAUCUACGGCGGCGCUGUAAUCGCCAUGUGCCUGGCCGCAGCGCAACGCACCGUCGCACCUGAUUUCCUCGUCCACUCCUGCCACUGCUACUUCCUCCUGGCCGGCUCGUCCGAGCUCCCCAUCCUCUUCCACGUCGAGCAGGUCCGCGACGGCCGCUCCUUCGCCACGCGCACCGUGCAAGCCCGCCAGCGCGGCCGCUGCAUCUUCACCACCACGAUCAGCUUCGUCCGUGAUUCAUCCUCCAACAGCGACGCCGUUGUCAGCCACACCAGCGAGCUCCCCCGCGGGGCAGACGGUAAACCCUUACAGCCGCCACCGGAUGACUACGCGGACGAGCCUGAGGUGAUGGCCGGGGGCCCGUUCCAGGGGACCAAGAUCCAGGUGGUCAACCGGGAGAGUGACAAGCCCGGCGAGAAGAAGACGCAGCAGUGGAUCCGCGCGCGGGGCAAGAUCACGGGCGGGUUGGCGGCGCAUCUGGAGGCGCUGGCGUACGUAUCAGACAGCUACUUCAUCGGAACCAUCACGCGGAUCCACAAGCUGUGGCGGUUCCCCUUCAAGGCCGAGGAGUUCGACCAGCUGCCGGGCGCGCUGCAGGACAAGGUGAGGACACUGCACCAGUGGGAGGGCAUGGGGAAGGACCCCAGGGAGAUGGUUGGGCGGCCGGUGAUUGGGAUGAUGGUUAGCCUGGACCACACCAUCUACUUCCACGAGCCGACAAAGGUGCACGCGGAUGAAUGGAUGCUCGCCGAAAUGGAGAGCCCCUGGGCGGGCGACGGGAGGGCUGUCGUGAUGCAAAAGAUCUUUAGCAAGGACGGCACGUUGCUGGCGACCUGCGUGCAAGAGGUAUGUAUUGCGCUCUUUCUGAUCAAAUACUUGGGGACCGUUUUGGCUGAGUGUAUCAUCAAGGGCCUCGUCCGUCUUCAGCAGCCCGCCCCAGAACGGAAGGACUCUAAGUUGUAG